AUGCUUCCACCCCGUCCGCAUCUGCGAACGCGAGCGGCAAGCACGCCCGACCUGCAUGACCAGACUGCGCGCCCUCCUGCGCCGCCACUGACUCUGAACGACCUGGGUACCGACUACACUCGCUACUUUAGUCCUUUUUCAGACAGCGCCAGCACCCGCAGUCGCAGUCGGCGAAACUCUUUGUCGGAAAAGCGCUCUCAAGUCAAACUCGCCGUCAGUCCGCGCACAACCACCCCUCCGCCAGGACUGCCGCCCAUAAACCCCUUUCUCACACCCACUGCGUCUACAACGGGACAUAAUGAAGGAGCGCAUGGUGUGUAUGAUGUUGAGAGAAAUGCGUCUUUUGUCGAUGACCGCUUGACCGCGCCAUAUGAAGAAAAGGGAAUGGCAUCGUGGCCGCUGAUAUGCGAUGAAGACGAAGCAGACGAUGAAAUGCACAUGCCCCGCGACGACGACGAUAUUCGCUUCCGACCAAAGAUACGCGAUCAUUUUACAAAAGAUGGCAUCGUUUCCACCAUUGGAUUGGCUCUGAUGAUGUCUGGGUUAAUGUUCAUUUUCGUCGGGCUUCCUGUGCUCUCGGCCGUAGGUGUCAUUGAUUACAACUCGGCGUAUGGCAUGCCGCUCAGCAUGUUCCCGAACCCUUGGAGGCCUCACGACUGGGCUACGGUCAACAACAAGAACUAUCCACUGCUGGAGAAUAUAAGGAGAGGCCUGAUCGAUCCCGACACGCCCAAGGCUGCAAAGACAAGAAAGGGCGAAUUCGGUGACGACUAUGUACUUGUGUUCAGUGACGAGUUCAACGACGAUGGCCGCACGUUUUAUGAAGGGGAUGAUGCGUACUUCUUCGCGCCCGACAUCUGGUACGGCGCCACCCAAGACAUGGAGUGGUAUGAUCCCGAUGCUGUGACGACACGCAACGGUUCGCUUCAGCUGCGCUUGGAGGAAUUCUUUAACCACAACGUCAAGUUUCGAUCGGGCAUGUUGAAUAGUUGGAAUCAGUUGUGCUUCAAAGGCGGUAUCUUUGAGGUUUCCGUAUCUUUGCCAGGGCCAGCCGGCGUUCAAGGGCUGUGGCCCGGUGCGUGGACAAUGGGAAAUCUUGGUCGACCAGGCUAUCUAAGUACGACCGACGGGUUGUGGCCCUAUACCUACCAAGCCUGCGAUGUGGGAAUCACGCCCAACCAGUCUAGUCCCGACGGCUUGUCUCAUUUGCCUGGGCAACGACUCUCCUCAUGCACCUGUCCGGGCGAAGACCAUCCAACGCCUGGGAUCGGAAGGGGCGCGCCAGAAAUCGACAUUAUCGAGGUUGGAGCUUUCUCAGGUUAUCCUGGACCACAAGGGCUGCCCAUUGCAACGCAGAGUUAUCAGGUUGCUCCGUUCGACAUCAACUACUACCCGAAUUACAACUUCACCGCAUUUCCGGAUCUGCGUCUGAGUGGAUUGAACACCUACACCGGCGGGCCAUUCCAGCAAGCCAUUUCAGCGACUACGGUGCUAAACAGAAACUGGUACGACAACAAGCAGUAUCAACGAUUCUCUUUCGAGUACGUACCCGGAGAAGGCAAAGACGCCUAUAUAUCGUGGACAGUAGGCAGUCAGACAAUGUUUUUCAUGGAUGGCCGCGCAAUAGGAGCAAAUGGAAACAUUCAAGCCCGGCAGAUAUCCGAGGAGCCCAUGUCGCUCAUUCUGAAUCUGGGCUUCAGUAAUUCCUGGACAUGGGUUGACUGGAAGAACCUCAAGUUCCCAACAACCAUGUACGUCGACUACGUGAGAUGGUACCAGAAGAAGGGCGAGAAGAUGGUGACAUGCGAUCCCCCGGGCUUCGAAACGACCAAGUAUAUCGAGAAGCAUCCCAAAGCCUACAGAAACCCCAAUCUUACUAUGUGGGACCAAACCGGCUACGGCUGGCCAAAACACAAACUCAACACCAAAUGUUGA
Messenger RNA from Exserohilum turcica Et28A, 1935 nucleotides. Its product is annotated as glycoside hydrolase family 16 protein. Gene Ontology annotation, biological process: fungal-type cell wall organization; (1->6)-beta-D-glucan biosynthetic process. Gene Ontology annotation, molecular function: glucosidase activity. The record is from RefSeq and is a predicted model, not a curated record. Gene Ontology annotation, cellular component: plasma membrane; endoplasmic reticulum membrane. The transcript has 2 exons. Lineage: Eukaryota; Fungi; Ascomycota; Dothideomycetes; Pleosporales; Pleosporaceae. The coding region runs from base 1 to 1935 and encodes 644 amino acids.